AUAAAAAAGGGCAAUGUUUCAAGCUACCGGCAUGGCGGCUCCGGUUAUGCAUGUGGUGUUUCCCUGUUCUUGGAGGCGACGGCAUGUCCUGCCUCUCCGGAGCGCAAAAACCUUUAAACCCCGUGCAUGUCUUGAACUGAGAGGAAGCAAAGGAAUGAGUGGGUUCCAUGAGAUUGAACUUAAAGUUCGCGAUUAUGAAUUGGAUCAGUUUGGUGUUGUGAACAAUGCUGUUUACGCAAACUACUGCCAACACGGUCGACACGAGUUUAUGGAUAGUAUCGGUAUCAAUUGUAAUGAAGUUUACCGUUCUGGUGGAGCCUUGGCAAUUCCUGAGUUGACAAUAAAGUUCCUCGCACCUUUACGUAGUGGAUGCAGGUUUGUGGUGAAAACGAGGAUAUCGGGGAUAUCUGUGGCGCGCAUUUACUUUGAACAGUUCAUCUUUAACCUUCCAAAUCAAGAGCCUAUUUUGGAGGCAAAAGGAACAGCUGUGUGGCUUGACAACAAGUACCGCCCUGUUCGUGUCCCAUCUCAAGUACGCUCAUAUUGUGGUCACUUCCAACGCCAACACGUUGUCGAUUGAUCCCACAUUCUAAGGCUGCCCAAAGUAUCCAUUAUACUCCUUUGGUUUAUUAGCUAUUUUUAUUUGAUACAUAAAACAAUCAAGAUAUCCAUAAUUU
Arabidopsis arenosa is the source of this 677-nucleotide messenger RNA. Lineage: Eukaryota; Viridiplantae; Streptophyta; Magnoliopsida; Brassicales; Brassicaceae. The record is from the annotation of a GenBank genome assembly.